This is a messenger RNA of Panthera uncia (snow leopard), 6329 nucleotides long. RefSeq names its product G-patch domain containing 2 (gene GPATCH2). The transcript has 6 exons. Gene Ontology annotation, molecular function: nucleic acid binding. NCBI's taxonomy places the organism in Eukaryota, Metazoa, Chordata, Mammalia, Carnivora, Felidae. The coding region runs from base 103 to 1230 and encodes 375 amino acids. The record is from RefSeq and is a predicted model, not a curated record.
UCAGCUCAAAAUGCUGAACUGCUUCUGGAAGUCGCUGGUGCUGCGGUAGUUGGAGUCUGUUCUCGGGCCUGAGCCUCGAGGCCAGGCUCCUGGGUGUCGUUAAUGUUCGGGGCCGCCGGGCGCCAACCGAUCGGAGCUCCAGCCGCCGGGAACAGCUGGCAUUUCAGUCGAACCAUGGAAGAACUGGUUCAUGAUCUUGUCUCAGCAUUGGAGGAGAGCUCAGAGCAAGCUCGAGGUGGAUUUGCUGAAACAGGAGAUCAUUCUCGAAGUAUUUCUUGCCCUCUGAAACGCCAGGCAAGGAAAAGGAGAGGGAGAAAGCGGAGAUCAUAUAAUGUUCACCACCCAUGGGAGACUGGUCACUGCUUAAGUGAAGGCUCUGAUUCUAGUUUAGAGGAACCAAGCAAGGACUAUAGAGAGAAUCACAAUAAUAAUAAAAAAGAUCACAGUGACUCUGAUGACCAAAUGUUAGUGGCUAAGCGCAGGCCAUCAUCAAACUUAAAUAAUGUACGAGGAAAAAGACCUCUGUGGCACGAAUCUGACUUUGCCAUGGACAACCUUGGGAACAGAACUCUGCGCAGAAGGAGAAAGGUGAAACGCAUGGCCGUGGACCUGCCACAGGACAUCUCUAACAAACGGACAAUGACCCAGCCCCUUGAAGGUUGUAGAGAUCAGGACAUGGACAGUGAUAGAGCUUACCAAUAUCAAGAGUUUACCAAGAACAAAGUCAAAAAAAGGAAAUUGAAAAUAAUUAGACAAGGACCAAAAAUCCAAGAUGAAGGAGUAGUUUUAGAAAGUGAGGAAAUAAGCCAGACCAGUAAGGACAAAAUGGACUACGAAGAGCAAAAAGUCUCAGACGAACUCAUGAGUGAAAGUGAUUCCAGCAGUCUCAGCAGCACCGAUGCUGGUUUAUUUACCAAUGAUGAGGGAAGGCAAGGUGACGAUGAGCAGAGUGACUGGUUUUAUGAGAAGGAAUCAGGUGGAGCAUGUGGCAUCACUGGGGUCGUGCCCUGGUGGGAAAAGGAAGAUCCUACCGAGCUAGACAAAAAUUUACCAGAUCCUGUCUUUGAAAGUAUCUUAACUGGUUCUUUCCCUCUUAUGUCACAUCCGGGAAGAAGAGGUUUCCAAGCUAGACUCAGUCGCCUUCAUGGACUGCCUUCCAAGAACAUUAAAAAAUCAGGAGGGACCACAACUUCAAUGGCUACAAACUGGACCAGUGAGAUUCCCCUAUAAACCAAAUCUUCUAAUGCUAAUAAAUUAGUUACGUUUUGAACAUCUGGGGAAUGACAUUCGAGGGAACCUGGCUCCUGUCCUCUUCCCCUGGAGGAGUAUCAUUGAAGUGAGAGCCUCUUUGAUGAAAAGAUGGGGCUGUUUUUGCUGGAGGACUGGUAUUCUUCCUUUAGUCAGAAGUGAACCUGCUUGGGGAGGCUUUCUAGGGAUGUAGGUUGGCCCAGGGUGGGUUGAAACUACUGUAAAUUUUAUAUAUUUUUCUCUUUUAUGAUUUUUUUUACAUUGAAUCCAUUUAUGUAUUACUUGCUUUGCCAAAAUGCUAACAAAAGCUAGAAAACUGAAAACUUCCAGAUCUCACAUAAGUAUUCCUUAAUGUUUCUAUUGUGACUGGUUAAAAACGAAUUCUUACAUCUCUGACUGUUGUAAAUAAACAUGAUGCAUUGACAUUUAUGGUUCAUUUUUAGAGAAGUCUUAUAUAACCAGCAUUAUUUAAAAUAUUUGCAUUUUACUCAGGGUAUUUUAACAAGGGCUAAGAUGAGUAGUAGGUAAGGUUGAUCACCUUUACUAGAAUUUCUGUUUUGUUCAGUUUGCUUUCUACUUGGAUAAUCUGCUCUGUAUUGCAAACCCAUUGUAUCUUACAGUAUAGUGUUCAUUGUACCACAAAAAAAAAUCAUCCUAGUUUUAAGCUAACUACAGUGAUAACUAGCCUGUGCUAGUUCAUUCAUUGACUAUUACUUUUUUAAAAUAUCUGCUUUGUCUAAUACCUGAAACCACUCAAAAUUAUCGUUUUGGCUCAGAGCUUAUGGAAAUCAUGUGAAAGCUGGUGUUUCAGCUAAUACUGUAUGCCUCCGAAUCAUGUUGUCACGUUUAAAGUGAGAGCUGCGUGCGCACCUUUAGAAGGACAGAUCUUGCGUGUCAGCGUGAGUGUCAAAUACUCGCAUGAGCUCGUUUUCGCAAGCAGAGGGAAAAAUGUAACAUUUCUAUUGAUGGUAUAAUUUAGACACUAUACAACGUUCAGGCCAUUUGAAUUCUUCAAAAUGAUACAUUAAAAUGUUUAAUAUUUUUAUUAAGUUCCAAUUGAUUAAAACUGUGAUUUAAUACAUGUAUUUUUAUAUUAUUGUAUGGAUUAAUUGUUAAUUCAGCAUUUCAUGGACUUAAAUAUGAUGAUUGGAAAAGAAACUUAAAGUUGACAUUUCUUUACCUGAAAGUAUUAUAAUCUGAAAGAUUCCGGAAAAUGUAUUAAGCAGGAAUGUGUGACAUCUUUUAGAUUGCUUGUCUAAACUGGGGAGAUUAAAUAUGAUAAAGUGCAACUUUGAGUAUCUUUACCUUUGCAUAUUUAAAGUGAUAUUUUAGAGGUACAAUAAUGUGGUAUUUGGUCAUUGUAAGUAAGCUUCCUUGUGCUGUGUCCUUUGGAGUAAAAAUUCAUGAUUUCUUUUCUGAAUUACAUAAAUGCUUUUAUUUUAUUUUGUAUAAUGACUGUCUUUUAGAUCUGAAUAAGUCACUUUAAAACCUUGGCCUAUGAACUUUGCCUUACCAAUCAUGAAUCUAGAUGAAUGCUAUCUAGUUCUUGGUUCAGUUUUACCUAUUUUUAUUUUUGGUUCACUGCUUGCUUGAGCAUAGCUGGGAUUUGUAGCCCAUUUUCUAGGCUUAUUGCAAUCUCACUGUGGUAUUUUAUAGAAGCUAUUACAUCUGAUAGGUUAGCUUCAUGGUAUUGAUGAUACAUGGCUUAACCAUAGUAAAAGCUGCCUUCCCUCUCUAAAUUGUAAAAAGGUGAUUAAGUUUCACUUGAUGGAGAUAUACUAUAUAUGUGUGUUUAUCAUGGAACCUAGUGCAUUAGGCCAUAAACUGUUUUCCUGGUCUACAUUUUUUUGUAUUCAAAUUUUACUGAAGACAAUGAGCUCCUUCAGGUUUUCUUUCUUUCAAUCCUGAAUUGUCCUUGUUUGGAUUUUUAAGUACUGUAAUUUUUUUUUUUUUUCAAUAAAAUAUCUGACUUGGGCAAGAAAGGUAAGAGUUCCAAUUUGUGCUGAUAUUUUUAAAUCCCUCUGCUAAGUGUUGUUGUUGCUGCUCAUACUGUCCGUAUUGUAUGUAACCAUCACAUUUUAAAAAUCAUAAUCUCACAAAGCAGUCAUAUUUAAACAGUACCAAUGACAUCCAGUAAUAAGAAAUGAAAUUUAAUUCCUUAGACUUUCACACUGAAAUUUAAUUCCUUAGACUUUCACACUGCAAAGCCAGAUUGGUUGUAAGAGGUCAGUUUUCUGAGCAAAGUCAAACACGUAGCUGCAACCCAUUAAACAGAAUGGCAACAAAAGGUUUCUUUCUCUUACGCAGAUGAGUAAUGAUUGCACAGCUAUAAUGAUGAUCUUUGAAGGACAUGACAGAAGAAUCUUUUACUGAAAUAUUAAUGGAAAGUUUUCAGUUGGACUUUUAAUUAUUCACCAUAAUUAUGUUCUAAAGUUGCCCUGAAUGCUGAUUAGCAAAUACUGAACCAUUGCUCCUAAGGGAAAUACCAGGUUAAGUUCCUUUGAGCCUCCAGUCAUGACAUUUUUAUCAGUUGAUCAGUACAUAACCUUGUUUUAUGUAUCUUUCUGUCUAAAAACACCUUACUUAAUAUAUAUUGUUGACUCAUUAAUAUUGAACUCCGACCAGCAGCACUCUAACCUAUACCUGCACAAAGCCUAUCUACCAUACGUAUUUCCCCUUAAGGCCCAUCAUGGCCUUGUGCUUAGAAACCCUAGUCAGCACUUCACCAUGUGUGGGGUUCAUUGCAAACCGUGAAUUUCCAACAAAAAGCACAAAACUGUGAAACACGUGGCACUAAAUAAGCCACAGAAAGGACACUUGUUUACAGUAUUAGAGCUGAAAUAGGAAUGCACACUGUCGUCUUACGUGACCUCGGUGGGGAAAGCACAUGUGUGCCAGGUGACAGAUUUUUCACUGCUCCUGAAUGUCCGUGUGAAUGGUACAAGAACUGAUUUGGGAGUGGGAUCAUUCCGAGGCGCAUGCGACUCUCCAUCUCAGGGUUGUAAGUUUGAGCCCCACGUUAGGUGUAGAGAUUAAAAAUAAAAUCUUAAAAAAAUAAUUGGGGGUUACAGAUAAAUGUUAGUGAGUAGGCAAACUUGAAAAUGUGGAACCUGCAAAUAGUAAUGAGGAUCGACUCUACCUAGUUUUACUGAGCUGGGUGAUGUGGUAAUCACGGAAAAUUCAUAGGUUUAGAAGUCUGAACUUUGUGAAUCCCCACUCUGGUUCUUCUUUUUACUUGUAAUUACAAAUUGAAUGUCAUUUCCUCUUCCUGUUAAACAGAUGAUAAUAUUUACUUUGCAGAAGUGUUGUCAGGAUUAAAUGAGAUUAUGUGUACAUAAUUGGGCCAGCGCCAUUUUUGUCACAUAGUAUAUACUAAAUAAAUGAUAGUUACUGUUAUGUUAGACAUAUUAAAUAUAGAAUCUCAUGAUUUAGAGAACAUUUGUAUUAUGGGUCAAAUGCAGAAUUUUAGACUUUUAAACUUUAAACAUUUUAUAUAUGAUAUGCCUUUACAGCUAAUAUUUAAAGUGCUUUAUAUGGCAGCCUUUUAUGUUUCUUUUAUACUUCAUUUAUAUUUGAGCCAGGCCUUGUCUUUAAUAUGACUGCGAAGAAUAAUUUCGAAUGAGUUUAGAUUGACAGCUAUUGCAUUAAAUCUCAAAGCCUGAUUGUGGACUAAAAAACUGUUCUAAACACUUCCCCCUAACCUCUGAUCAUUAAGCCAUUCAUUUGCAAAAAACCUCUCCUAUUUAGGAGGUUUUGGUUACCUGGUUUAAAAAAAUAAUUUUGCCCAUAUACGUGAUGUGUGAAUGCAGUCACGGUUCUGAGAAUUUAAUGUGGAAAGGAAUUAACUAUUGCUCUCCGGUUAGAAUAAAGCACUGGGGUUUUUUUGGAGCCUAGCUAACCAGCCUCUAAUAUUUACCUCUUUUUGGAGAAUUAAGCAAAUGAUAAUUAAUUCUGAGGAAUAUUCUGGGACCAUUAUCCAGGAGAUUCAGUGUGAAUCUCCCAUAUUUCCAGAAUUUUUGCAUCAAGUACAAUUCAGAGUAAAUCAUCCUCAGAGUAAUGAUCCAUCAGAGAGUCUGUUUGGGGAUAUAGUACUUACAAAGUGAAUCCAAUUAACCUGACUUAAGCGUAACAUUUCUGAUAGCCAAGAUAUUCUACCCUUAAGCAUCCUAAUUAAUCACUGUUUUCUGUAGGUGAGAGAUUUUUGAAAAAAAAGUUUUUAAACUGAUGGUCUUAGACCAGUUGUUACAUUUAUCUGAGUUAGCAUUCAAAUUGAGUGAUCUUGAAAGAUCAAGAAAUAAAUGGCUCCGUUUAAUUGUGGUACCUGAAGUCCAGCAUAAAUAUUACAUAAGGAAUUCUACCUAAAGGUUAUAGGGUUCUACUUAAAAGUUUAAUCAUCAUUUUAGUCCAGGUUUGUUUUGUUUUGUUUUGUUUUGUUUUGUUUUUUGGUAUAGUUGGAAUGAGAACAAGUAUAGUGGUGAUGGUGGGGGUGGUUAUUCUGUCAAAGAAAAUGAAGCUGAUUUAAUGGACUUUUUAUUCAUACAUGUUUCUCAAGUUAAAUAUCUGAACAAAAUGUGAACACCAACCUUUCAUCUCAAUUGUCAUGCGGUACAAGUAAGCAUACUGUUUAUUUCCAACAAUGAAAUAGCCCUGAAAAUAAUUUAUAUCUGUUUAGAAUCUUAAGUCAGUCCGUUGUAUAAGAGAAAGGAUUGUAUAUAUUUCUCUUUCUGUGAAGUAUAUCAUAGAAGACCAGACCAGAUUUCAUGAGUGGCUUAUUGAUAAUGAUGAUGAUGCUAUAAUGAUUUACUCUGUAUGACUUGCUCAACCUUUUAUUGUUUCUUACGAUACUGGAGUAGAAAUAUGUAGUCUGAUUUAUAGCCUUUUACAACAGAAGGGCCGUUUUAAAUGGAUUUGCUUUAAAUAAGGGAACUACAUAAAGUUUUCUCUUAGACUAGUCUAAGAAAUUUUGUAAUAGAAAACAUAUCUAAAAUGAUGUUUAAAAAUACAUGUGGUGUGUGCCCCCAACUGUAAUUUGACUACGUGCUAACUAGUUAUCCAAUAUUUUUUAGUGGAAUUCAGUGACU